GCUAGCGUAAGUACAGUACGUCUACAUGCCAAAGUUGGGGUCACUGGACUCAUCUCCGCAAGUUUGGGGUAACCAUUACCACGAAUCGAGAGCAGGCGCCAUACCAAACCGAACGCAAAAAAAUCAACUGAAACUUCAAGACGAGCGGGCUAAUCUAGCUCACAAACUAUAUCAAUAUCCACCUUAUGUGGACAGGCACGUAGAUGGACGGGGAUCUGUCGAUGGUGUUAGAGGAAGAUUUGUUGGUGAAUGGUUUCUUCCAUACCAUUUGGAAAUUCUGUUACCUAUACCACCAAGCAAAGCGGCCUGGAUGCGUGUGCGCAUACUCAACAAAGCAUCAUUUGAAGCUGGGCCAAUAAAGGUUCUGGAUGGUGAUGAAAUAUACCGUUUAUCAACGAGAUUCGCAAGAUGUAUACAUACCAAGUUCGGUGCAGAAAAGUUUUUUUCACUGCUUACUCUUCCCUCUGGAGGUAUCCCUCUGGAGGUCGAACCUGCACAGUAUGAUGUACUGGUACGGAUGAGUGAACCGUACGCACAAUAUCAUAGUGAGGCUUUUUACCCGUAUAUAGCAGAGGCACAUCCUCGUCUAGCAGAAUCAAUGGCAAAUGGAAAUCAUUAGGAUCGGCUACCCUAUUCAUACGUUGA
Messenger RNA from Belonocnema kinseyi, 645 nucleotides. RefSeq lists its product as uncharacterized. The transcript has 6 exons. The coding region runs from base 26 to 619 and encodes 197 amino acids. The record is from RefSeq and is a predicted model, not a curated record. Lineage: Eukaryota; Metazoa; Arthropoda; Insecta; Hymenoptera; Cynipidae.